Molecule: messenger RNA, 2871 nt
Organism: Spinacia oleracea (spinach)
Lineage: Eukaryota; Viridiplantae; Streptophyta; Magnoliopsida; Caryophyllales; Amaranthaceae
Exons: 1
Coding region: 1-2871 (956 amino acids)
Biological process (GO): DNA integration
Molecular function (GO): nucleic acid binding; RNA-DNA hybrid ribonuclease activity
Source: RefSeq, a predicted model, not a curated record
AUGGUAAAGAAAUCAAGUGGAGCAUGGAGAAUGUGCGUAGACUUUACGAACCUCAACAGAGCCUGCCCUAAAGACUGCUAUCCACUGCCUAGAAUCGACAAGUUGGUAGAUUCGACCAGUGGUCACGCUUUACUGAGUUUCCUGGAUGCGUUCUCAGGUUAUCACCAAAUUAGUCUGGCAAAAACAGAUAGAAAGAAAGCGGCCUUCAUUACAGAUGGAGGGGUGUAUAAUUACAAGGCAAUGCCAUUUGGGUUGAAGAACGCAGGGACAACCUACCAGAAGCUGGUGGACAGAGUCUUCGCGGAGCAAAAAGGCAGAAACAUUGAGGUGUAUGUCGACGAUUCAAUCGUCAAAAGCAGGGAGGCAGCAGACCACAUAGAAGACCUGAGAGAAACCUUUGCCAACCUGCGAAAAUACCAGAUGAAGUUAAACCCAAAGAAAUGUGUCUUUGGGGUAAAAUCGGGGAAGUUUCUAGGUUUCCUCGUCAGCGAGAGAGGUAUUGACGCAAAUCCAGAGAAGAUUGAGGCAAUCCUCAAUUUCCCUCAACCGAAGAGCGUCAAAGAUAUCCAAAAACUUACCGGAAGGAUGGCCGCUCUUACCAGGUUCAUCAGUAAAUCAGGAGAUAAGGCGAUGCCGUUCUUUAACACCCUCAAGCAGAACGGAAAAUUCAAAUGGGGGGAAGAAGAGUCGAAAGCAUUCGAGGUAGUGAAGGACCACCUAAAGAGAUUGCCAACCAUAGCUAGACCGGAAGAAGGUGAUAGGCUACAGCUGUACAUAUCCGCGUCCCCAAAAACAGUCGCUGCCGUCUUGAUUGUCGAGAAGGAGAAGGUUCAGCAACCGGUAUACUUUGUGAGUCAUAUCUUGAACGGGGCGGAACAGAGAUAUCCGCUGAUAGAGAAAUUGGCAUACGCCGUCCUGAUAGCGGCAAGAAAGUUGAGGCCAUAUUUUGAUGCGCAUACCAUAGAAGUCUUGACCAACUACCCCUUGGAAAAGGCGGUCCACAAAAUGGAUACAUCCGGCAGAUUACUGAAAUGGGCAAUCGAGUUGUCAGAGUAUGACCUGGAGUUUAAACCAAGAACAACAAUAAAAGCACAAGCCCUAUCCGAUUUUAUAGUAGAAGCGUCCUAUGAGGACGAGAGACUCGAACCAGGAACAUGGGAGGUCUUUGUAGACGGAUCCUCCGCUCAGACGGGAUCUGGAGCCGGCAUCGUGAUGAAAUCUCCGGAAGGAGAUUUAUUUGAAUACGCCAUAAAAUUCGAGUUUCCAGCAUCCAACAAUGAGGCGGAGUACGAAGCAGCUAUUGCCGGUAUCCAGUUAAGCCAAUCAGCCGAUGCUAAACGAGUGACAUUGAUCAUCGAUUCACAGUCGGUGGUUAACCAAUUUUCGGGGGAGUAUGAAACAAAAGAGGCGAGAAUGAGAAAGUACUUGGAGAAGCUAAAGCAGGCGGCUGCACAGCUAGAGAAAUUUGAGAUAAAGUUGGUUCCCAGAGCGGAUAACUCAAUGGCAGACACACUGGCAAAGUUGGCAAGCUCAAAGGCCGUCGACCUGAAAAGGUCGGUCAUGAUCGAAGUCCUAAAAAGAAGAAGCACGGAAGGAAAAGGAAAAGAGAUCAUGGUUAUUGCAGACGGAAAAGAAUGGUACGACGACAUGUGGGCAUAUAAGGCAACCGCGAUUCUUCCAGAGAACCCAGAGGAGGCCAAGAAAAUAAAGAAAGAUGGACCUUGGUACAUCAUAUACAUGGGCAGAUUAUACAAACGAUCCUUCAGUCUACCGUUGCUAAGAUGCUUGUCGGCAUAUGAGUCAGAAAAACUCAUCGAAGAGAUACACGAAGGAUCAUGCGGAAACCACGUCGGAGGCAAAACACUAUCGUUGCUCUGCCAGAGGCAAGGAUACUAUUGGCCGACAAUGCUAGAAGAUGCACAGAAGUAUGUGAAGAAGUGCGAGAAAUGCCAACUAUUCUCUCUUGUCAUAAAGAUGCCGGCGAACGACUUGACGCCCAUACUCAACCCAAUACCCUUUGCCCAAUGGGAGAUGGAUAUCAUAGGUCCUUUCACGACCGCUUCUGGAGGAAGAAAAUUCCUUAUCGUAGCAGUAGACUACUUUACAAAGUGGAUUGAAGCUGAACCGGUAGCAACGAUAACAGCCAAUCAAGUACGAAAGUUCAUAUGGAAAAAUAUCAUCACCCGUUUUGGCCUGCCAACCGCAAUCGUCUUCGACCAUGGGACACAGUUCCAUUGUGCACCCAUACAAGCAUUCCUCGGUAUGUACAUGGUCAAAUUUGCAUACGCCUCAGUGUGCCACCCUCAGAGUAACGGCCAAGCGGAGGCGGCCAACAAGCAGAUACUCAAUGCCCUAAAGAAGAAACUGGAUGAGUACAAGGGAAAAUGGGCAGAUAUAGUCCCAGAAGUGUUGUGGGGAAACAGAACAACGAUAAAGGAGGCAACGGGAGAAAGUCCGUUUAAGCUGUGUUUUGGAUCGGAAGCAGUCAUACCUGCAGAAGUGGCCCUGCCCACCUUCCGAAUCCAACACUACGUGGAGGAAAACAACGAUAUCCUCUUAAGGCACCAGCUCGAUUUCCUACCGGAAAUACGGUUGAAAGCGAGCAUACGGUCAGCAGCCUACAAAAACAGAAUGAGCCGAGCAUAUAACAAAAGAGUACGACACAGACCUCUGGAGGUAGGAGAUCUGGUCCUUAGGGGGACAGCAGCAACCUGUAAGGCUCACACCGAUGGAAAGCUAACGGCUAACUGGGAAGGACCAUAUCAGAUAUGGGAAGAAAUAGUGCCAGGAGCAUACAGACUCAUGCAAAUGGAUGGUACCACACUAAAAAAUUCGUGGAACGCGGAUACCCUGAGAAAGUUCUAUGUAUAA